GGUUGCUCCGGUGAGAGGAUUAUCUCGGUCCUUUGUGAGGAGAGUCUGAGGGAGUCAGGAAACCUUGCAAAAGGCCAGAAGUGGACACGGACUAAAGUAGGACUGAGUGGGGAGCUGAGGGGAGACCAGCUUGACAACCAUAGCCUUUAUUGGUGGCUGUGCUUUGUGAGGCCGUUGCUUGACUAGGCUGCAGCAGCUAUGGCGGUGGAACUUGGGCACUCCACCAGCGGCUUCCGCCACAUCGAUGUGAUCCAGUUCAUUAACAGCGAAAUCCGCAGUAACGGUGGCGGGCCAGACUUCUACUUGGCCUUCUUCUCGCGGUCCUGGAACGAGGUCGAGGAUGGUCUUCACACUAUCCUGACCAACCAGCAGAUGCCACGCGCCCUCAAGCGGGCCUGUACCUGGAGCGCGCUGGCCUUGGGUGUACGAGUAGUUGCCGGGCAGCAGGAGGAGCAGACACACCGACUUCAUUGGCUGCGGGAGCAGCUAGAGGAGCGCGAGGCAACUUGCAGUGCUCUGGUUUUCGAGAUGCAGCGGAUGCGUCAGGAGUGAGACCGUGCCAUAGCAUAGUUGCACUCCAUGAGAGCUUCUUUACAGCAGGUAUUGGAUGAGAGCGAAAUGUUUCGCAGGAGGCUGCUCCAGACCAAGAGGUCAGCACAGGCUGAUUUGCUGUCCAAGAAGGUUGUACCUAAUCCAGGAACUGAAGAAUAUGGAGCUGCAGCAAGGUCCCUGAAUACACAGGAACAAACAGAGGUGAUGGCCACCAGAGCUCAAGGCAUGUUGCAUUUGGAGUCCCACAUGCUAGCUCCAGCAAUUUUGCAUUAUACGCAAGAACCUCCAGGUCUUUGGGCUCAGCCAAUGCAGCCCCCUCUGCAAAUGCCUGUGCCACACCAUUUCCCAUUCUGUGUGCCUCACCAAUUCCCAUUCCAUGUGCCAUUUUCACUGGGAUCCCCAUACUCAGUACCACUGCCACCCCUAGUAGUAAGGGAAUCAGCACCAGCAGCAGCAGCAGCAACAGUGACAGGAGGUGUACCCCACAUGCUUCCUACAGAGAUCCACCCUCCACCCUUGUUGGCUGCAGUGAGGUCUCAGGAGAAGAUGGGUCCUUUGUGUUAUCAGAGUUGCCACUCCCAGGAUAAACAUCCUCAGAACCUCCUGGACAGAUGUCACCAGGGAGACAUCAGCCGCCACAGCCAGAAGGAUGAGUUGGUGAUGCCCCAAUGCAUGGCUCCCCUGGGAAUCAGUAAGAUUCCCAGUGUGAUACAAAGUCCUGUGAAAGUGCAGUUUCAGAGGCAGAAGGCCAAGAAACCACAAGGGAAAAAAGUCUCAGAAUCCCCAAAACAGGAACAGUCUGCCUCACCAUGCAGUCCAGUGAAUUGGGUCUGCUCACAGUGUAAACAUGUGAAUCUUCCACAUCACAUGGCCUGCCAUAAAUGCAAGAAGAUCCAUAUGCCAGGUGGGGAUGGAAGUUUUGACCCAGGACAAACUCUGUGAUUUCAGAAAGAUGAGGUCCUAUUUUUGUGUCUCAUUCCCAAGGAACUUGCUUUUUACUUAAGAAGCUGAGCCUGUCCCAUUGGAAGUUCUCCCUAGAGAGGAAAGAUGUAUCAUCUGGAUCAUGAGAGACCCAGACAUCAGUGAAACCUCCACUGCUUGGAGUCAAGAAGAGUGAGAGAGACACUUUAGUACUCAUUAGGGAACAAUGAAACACAAAACAGUUUUAUUAGAAUUGAAUUUCUCAGUUGGGACAAGGGAUUGACUUGGAAGAGUUUGAGGGUGAUUGUAGUGUUAAAUUUUAUAUAUGAAAGAAAUUUGAUUAAGGCAUUAGAUAAUUACUUACGUAAUUAAGUAAUUAGUGUCACAGUGUCAGGAGUUGCUUAGUGUUUGUUAGCAGUUGGAACCGUACAGUAUUGUCUGGUCCAUCUAUCAUAAUCUUUUGUGAGUUUGGUUAGAUAAUAGUAAUUUAGUUUUUGCAUUAGAUCAGGAAUGUCUUCUUUGCCUUGCAUGUAGUGUUGCCGUGGGCAAAAUCAGUUAAAAUAACAUCCAUAUACAUUUUUGGAGUUCUGAGGGAAAUGUGAAUGAGACUUUUAUGGAUGGACUUGAGUCACCAAACUGCUCAUUACCUUCCAUCACCUUGGUCACAAGGCAGAAGAGCAGUGGCAAAAUCAGGGAGGUAUCCUCAUUAACUCACAGGCACACAGGCAGGGCUUUUCUGAUCCUCUGCUGAUUUCCCCUCUGGAGUGUCACACGUGUUUUUGUGGCUGCACAGCAGCCUGCCUAGAAAGACCAUUAGGUUGCCCUGAAGAAAGACAGUGCUUGGAAAGUGUUGGCUACACGUUCUAGCCCUCAAACCUGGGUUGCUCCCAUCCUAAGUCCUUUUCCUGUCAACAGCUCAUGAAUAACAAAAUGGCUUGCAAAGAUACAUCAGGGCCAUUAUUAUGUAUGGAUGGUGCUUUUCUGCCAAGGGCCAAUUGGGUUAAAGAUAGAACUGCACUAUGGGGAGCACUCUUUUUUCUUUUCUUUUGCACAUUUUAUUUAUUUAUUUUUUAUUUAAAUUUAUUGGUCC
Heterocephalus glaber (naked mole-rat) is the source of this 2563-nucleotide messenger RNA. Lineage: Eukaryota; Metazoa; Chordata; Mammalia; Rodentia; Bathyergidae. The record is from RefSeq and is a predicted model, not a curated record.